Molecule: messenger RNA, 489 nt
Organism: Drosophila pseudoobscura
Lineage: Eukaryota; Metazoa; Arthropoda; Insecta; Diptera; Drosophilidae
Exons: 2
Coding region: 4-426 (140 amino acids)
Source: RefSeq, a predicted model, not a curated record
CCAAUGACAGGGGACGGCAGAAUCCACAGUUUUACAGUUGCUGCACACACACAGCAAGGUGAACGUGAACAACAACAAAGACAACCAACAAACCAAAGCUCAAAGAUGAAUAUCCUGUCGCUGGUUUUUCUGCUUUUCAUUGCCGGCUGUGCCCUGGCCAAGAAUAUCAGCAUUGAUCAGCAUGGACAGCGGGUGUAUAGGGAUCAGGUGGAAGACGACAAGUGCCACUAUCACUGCACGGAGAGGGAUCCUUCCGUCUGCGCCACCAACGGACAGUGCCUGCUAAAGUUUGAGAGCCGCUGCAGCAUGGCCGCCUACAACUGCCGCAAUCCCCAGAAGCCCUUCAGCAUUGUGGAAGAUCACCGCUGCACGAAGGACUGGGAGCCCAGGUGCCUGGAGUCGGAUCUCAGAGAGUUUGGAUUGUAGAAACGGUUUUGGUUAUGAGGUUGUAGCAUUCAAGGAAUAAAUACAUGAAACUAAAAACGAAAC